GCCCUGGUUUCUAAGACAGUGGGGUGAUAACUAGAACUGAAGUAAUGUCUAAGUCAAACACCCUAAAAGGAUAUCAGGAACGGGGUGAUAACUGUCAUGAUGAUGUUUAGGAAAUAGGCUGUGUCUUAGAAUUAAGAUAUAUAAAGAGGUUGCACAGGAGCAACAGGCGAGAAUUUCAGGAGCUUCUUCCCCAGACUAGAACUGCUCCGCUGAGAGGACUGGACCAAACCCUCCACGGAUUAAUUCGACUUUGAACAGUUCUGCAGAUUCUCCCUGCCUACUGAAGUUGGAUGUGACCUUGCUUUAGAAUUUCUAUCUUUGGACUUUGGACUAAGUCAGAGAAGAGUUCUGAAUUAAGAAGUGAGGAUUACAGAGAGGACCGAAGGACAGAAAAUAUCUUUUUGUGGACUUCCCCUUUUUCUCCACUUCACGGAGGCAGUUUAAACGGACUGGACUUUGGGUGUGGUCGCUUCGGCCGAGUGACUCACUUGAAUGCAGUCUCUUCAAAAAAGGAUUUAAGGACAGAAUUGGACAAUUUCAAGCCUUUGAGAAUUAUUUUCCAGACGAGCAGCCCCACCACAGCUUAAGUAGUAUCACUGAGUUACAGGAGAGAGUAAUACCCCACUGACAGAAGUGAUCUGGACCCUAUGAAACAGCGUAGCUGUCACAGAGUUUGUGGAAGUUGGACUUCAAUAUGCCGAGCAACAAACACAGCUACCACAGUGGUAGCAAACACCACAGGCACAGCAAGGUAAUGUCCAACCCAGCCUUUUCCUAUUAUCCAGGAGACAAGAUGCUUCACUUCUACCUCUGGACUUCACCACCGGGUGUGAUGAAGAUAAUGUGUAUCAUCAUCAUCAUCAUGUGUGUGGCUGUGUUUGCUUGUGUGGCCUCCACACUUGCCUGGGAUUAUGAUAUGAGCAUCAUGGGAGGCGGAACUGGCCUGCUGCCAGGUUACGGGGGCUCUUACGGAGGCUCUUACGGAGGCUCUUACGGGGGCUCUUACGGGGGCUCGUAUGGUAGUGGCAUUGGUGGUGGUUCCUAUUCCAGCUAUGGCUAUGGAGGAACACAAAUGGAUCCCAAAUCCGGCAAAGGCUUUAUCAUUGCCAUUUCUGCCAUUACCUUCAUAGCUGUGCUUGUCAUAUUCAUCAUGGUUGUUUCAAGGCAAAAUGCUUCCCGCUCAUCAAAGUUCUACCUAGCAGCGAUCAUCAUCUGUGCUAUCUUGGCAUUCCUGAUGAUUAUUGCCACUAUUGUGUACUUGGUGGCAAUAAAUCCAACAGCACAGUCCACAGGGUCUGUGUACUAUAGCCAGAUCAUCCAGCUAUGUUCCCAGUACCAGAACCAGAACCAGGCCCAGGGCCUCUUCAUUAACCAGUACCUCUACCAUUACUGUGUGGUGGAGCCUCAAGAGGCAAUAGCUGUUGUUCUGGGCUUUCUGGUGUUUGUCGCCCUCAUCAUCCUGAUGGUGUUUGCAGUCAAGACUCGCCAACGGAUCAGGCGCUGGGGCCCGGAACGCAUUCUCUGGGAGGAAGUCAAAGUUGUCAAUGUUGGUCGCAACAGCGUUGGGGAGUGGGUGACCAGCGUGUCUGGUAACCUAGAUGUGCUUGUUAAUGGCCGUAAUGAGAAAGUUGGGGGCUCUAGAGACUAUUUAGACCAGCUGGACUACAACAAGCCUCUCUACCUACCAGGAGACUCUGACAUCAGCAGCUCUGUGGGAGGCCUGCAGCCCAGGCUGAGGGACUAUGACACUGGUGUGGAAUCUGGGGAUGACCUAGAGGAGGAAGACUUCAGUGUUCUGUUUCCUCCCAUUGUGGAUGAGCAAGAGCGUCUGACCUACAAACAGGAGUUUGACAGCGAUCACAAAGAGUACAAGAGCCUACAGGCUGAACUGGACAGCAUAAACCAGGACCUGGCUGACCUGGACCGAGAACUGGACCGACACCCUGACGGCAGUCCACAGUUCCUGGAUGCCCUGAGUGAAUACAACAGACUGAAGAACCUCAAGAAGUCUUCAGAAUACCAGCUUAAGAAGAAGAGGUGUAAAUAUCUCAGAUCCAAACUCUCGCACAUCAAGAGAAAGAUCAGCGAUUAUGACCGCCGACCCUGAACCUUCACCCAGCGCCCUGUCUAUGAACUGAAAGAGAAAUCUACAGUUUAUCAUGUACCAUUGUAUAAUUAUAUUGAUGCUCUCUUGCCUAUGAUAUGUGUAAGCCAAUCAACUAAGAUUUUUUUUUUUUCAACAAGAAAAGGAUAUAUGAAAUGUGGAUUUUCUAUCUUGUCUUUUUUUCCCUUUUUUUUUUUAACCUCUUUUCCAUAAGGAGCAUUUUAAAGAACAAGGUUCACAAAAUGUAUUUUGUUUUUCUCCUCAAUUUAGAAAGUGAGAGAUGUGAUCUGAAAUGUUUUACAUCAGUGCUGCUAAUUCACAGCUUUAUGUUUAAUGAUGGCACAGUUGAGAUGAGACCUGUAAAUUUGUUUGGUAUCGAUAAUUGUGUAUCUCUUGUAAAUGUUUAUUUUUAAUCUUUAAAUUUCUCUGAAGUAAACCUUGCUGUACUUUAUUACCUUCUCAUGGUGGAUACAAAGAAAACAUCUAAAUCUAUUAGUAUGGGCACACAGUUUCUUAAUUGCACACAGUGCAUAAACAUUUAGGGAUCUAUGCGCUGUUAAUUUUUGUCUCUAAUUUUUGUACUACAUUAAACUACCACGCAGCAUUGUUGGUAUAUAUUUUUUCCACUGAUUUCAUAGAAAUGUUAUCCCUUGCCCUCUUCCUAAUGUAUGCAGUGUGUACAGUAUGAGUUGGAAUCACAAAGGUAUCUGCUUGUAUAUAAUAUAGUGUACGCUUCU
Molecule: messenger RNA, 2841 nt
Organism: Archocentrus centrarchus (flier cichlid)
Lineage: Eukaryota; Metazoa; Chordata; Actinopteri; Cichliformes; Cichlidae
Gene: oclnb
Product: occludin b
Exons: 9
Coding region: 695-2107 (470 amino acids)
Biological process (GO): bicellular tight junction assembly
Cellular component (GO): apical plasma membrane; bicellular tight junction; cytoplasmic vesicle
Source: RefSeq, a predicted model, not a curated record